AUUUGGAUUGUACGUUUUGAUUGGUGACUCACGUAAUUCAUAUAUUUAUUUUGUAAGGAAAGAUAUUAUUUUAAUUGAAAAUUAUAUUGAAUUUAAACGUUCCAUACAAAGAAGUUUAUUUAAUAUUGUAUGGGGUUAACAACAUUUGGAUUAUGGACACCCAUAUUAGGUAUUGAUCCUGUCUUUGCAUACCAGGUGUCCUGAAAACAUAUUGCUGUAACUGAAACUAUAUGUUAAACUCUAAGUUUUCUAUGAAAAAAAAAGAAAAUGGAAUGAAAAUUGACGAUUUGGAGCAUUAAUUAUGUUAAGAAAUAUUUUGAUAAGUUGUAAGAAGGUUAUUACAUGAUAUUGAGAUGGCAGUCACAAUCAAAUUUACUGUUUACCCGUUACUAAGCAACGUUUCGAUGUAAAUGUUAAAUGAAUGUACAUACAUACGCAAAAACUCGAAAUGAUUAAGUAUAGCUACUAUAUAUGUAUAUUCAUAUUUUUUUGACAAAUUUAAAUCAUUUUACUAUAAAUAUGUCCACCCUAGACAUUGAUUUUAUUAAAGGGUAUGCACAACGUAUAGAAAAUCAAACAGAAGAAAAUCUGAGUCUUUGUUAUUCAUAUCCAACUAUACAUCAAGAUCAAGGAACUAAAGUUCUUACCACUGACAAUGGAAGUCUGCAAAAAUUAAAUCAAGAAACGAAUUUAGUUGAAGAUGGAUUGUAUGCAUCUGACAGUCCUUUUAUUUACAAUGAUAUUAAAUCUUCUGAGUUUAGCAACAUGAAAAUGUUAGAAUAUGAAUCAAACCAUAAGUUUCAUGGGAAGCUUUUAGAAAUUGUAAUUCGUGAUGUUAACAUUAAUACAUUAAGGGAUCAGUCAGUUACAAUUGAAAUUACAUCUGUCUGUUUAUUAUUUAAGAAAAAGAUUAUAUGUAAAGCAAAUAGCCCCUUUAAUAGAAAAUUGCAUAAAUUGUUAAUCAGAAAUAUGGAAUGUAAUAAUCUUUCGAUACAAGUACUAACUAAAGGUGGGCAAUCAAGUAUAUUACCAUUACCAUUACCAAAGCGUAAUGUUGAAAAUAAUAAAGUAGAAAUUGAUUUUGCGAUAAGUGACAAUUUAGGUAAAAUACAUGCUGGAACAGUAAUAUGCACAGUCACAGUAAAGAACUAUGGUGAACAAAAAGAAGAACCAUGCACAUUCCAAUUGUAUAAAUUAAGUAAUGAUCCAAAUGAUCCUCAGAAUAGUUUGUCUUUACUUAGACCACCCAAAAGUCUUUGUAAGAAACAAGUAAAGUAUUUUUUAUUGGAAGAUCCAGCAUUAACAUUCAAUGUAGAUUCAGAAGUAACUGUUUCUAAAAGAGUCCAAGAAGAAAAUGUGAAGCCACCGGAUAUAGUUGUAACAGAACAACCUGCACUUUCUUUACUUGAUAUGUCAUUCAGAAAUUUGUUUCAAAUUAAGCAUCCAUUAGAAUCAUCAUCAGGAACCCGUAGACAUCAUACAAUAGGAAAAACAGUUUUAGCUGUUACUAUUUUAAGAGGAAUAGAAAUACCAAUUAGAGAAGAGUCUGCAUUGGUUCAACCAUUUAUAGAAGUUGAAUGGGGUGAUACAAUUCAUGCAACAUCAAUAGCAGAGGGCCCAGCACCUGUAUGGCAGCAAACAGUACAGUUUGAAUUACCAAGACAGAGUGGUGAAUAUUGUAUAAAAUUUCGUUUGUAUGAUCAACAUCCUGUUUGGGGUCAACAAUGGCUAGGUGAAACUAGAAUUCCCCUUGAAUAUCAUAGAAAUUAUCAGGAACUUGAAAGAUGGAUUACAUUGUCACCUUUAUUCAGCCCAGUGUUACUUUUUGGCUAUAUACAAGCUAGUCCUGGUCAAUCCUGUACUAGAAUUUAUGUUUUAAUUAAAAUGGAGCAUCCCAAUACUCCUAAAUCCACUGAAAGUACAACUACAAAUACAUUGCUGAAAGGAAUUCAGCGUUGUCUUGUUACAUCGUACAAAAUUAGUGGCCUAGAAAAUCCAAAAGAUGCUGCAAAAAUAGUGAUGUUGUUACCAUCGUUACCGGCUCAUUACGGACCAAUUACACCGCGUCAAGCAUUAAACAUAAAGAAAGUAGAUCACUAUGGAAGAGCAGCAUUACUAGCAGCAUUAUUACAAAGCUUUGAUCUACAAACAUAUGUUUUAUUAGGUUCAUCACAAAUAAGUAAAUUGACUGCAUUUGUUCUGAGUAUCAGUAAUAAUGGAAUAUAUGUAUUAUGGGAUCCAGAAACGGGAAAUUAUCAUAAACUGGAUGAUAGUCAUUGUCCUUUAAUGAAGGUGUCUCGUCUAAUUAAUUAUUUUGGUAUAUGGGAAAAUUUGCAAAAAUCCAUUUUACCUCAUAAUCUUAAGUAUGACGUGAAAUCAAGUAAAGACUGGCGAUCCGUUGAUACUACCACUUUGGUAAAAACUGAUCAUAAUGUACAAACACUUGAAUUACACAUUACCGAUGAAGAAGUUAAGCAAAUUAAAAAGACUGCUAUAGAUAUAGAACAAUGUUUAAAGGAUAAAUUGGCUGAUUGGCGAAGUAAUAUUGGCUUAACAACAAUAUUUAAUCGACAUGCAACUGCUGUUGUAAGAAAUUCCAUAUCUAAGAUAGAACCAUUUUCCGAGAUACAAUUAGGUAAAAAAGAUUUAAAACAAUUAUAUAGAGCUUAUCAUAUUCACGGUUUUGUAUUAAACAAACGCGAAUGUCAUGUAGAUGAGUUGUGUAAAGAUUUAUAUGCAACAAAGAUUCAUAAUAUUAGUGGACCAGUUGAAUUUGCUGUUGUAUGUCAUGUACAAUGUUAUGCUGGCAAAAUCUCUUCAAUCUGGUUAGCCAUUAUAAUUCUUAGAAGUCAUGACUGAAUUAUUUGUCAGUAUGAUUCUAUACUAGACAGAAUGAAAUAUUUUUUUUUGAUUAUAUUUAUUUGUAUAUUUCUUAAACUUAAUGGUACAAUGCAUGUAAAACAUGUUAAAUAGUUACAUUUGAUCACAUAGAAAAUUUGCAAAAGCUAUUGCUUCUAAUACAAAUUACUAAAUAUGUAUUAUGAACAUUUCAUAUACAAAAUGGUAUGUGACAAAAGAUUGCAUAAAAAGUGUAAUUGAUCAAUGUUUUUUAAAAUAUUAUAUAAAAUCGCAAUUUUUUGUCAAUAAUACAUUAUCAAAUGUUUUAGAAGUCAGUAUAUUAAAAAUUGUAUAAGGUUUCAGUAGAUAAGCUAGUCAAGACUACUAACAGUCAUAUGGUAUACCAAACUGUGAAAUUAGAAAUUCAUAAUACAAACGUAUUUUUAAUAGAUAUUUUGUAUCAAAAUUGUUUGUUGUUUUUUAAAAUAUCGUGUUCUUGGUAUUAUACUUUCAAACAGAAUUAGAUACAAAAAACAAAUAUGUUUGUAUUGAAUGAAUUUUUAAUUUGAUUUUAAUACAUACAUAUAUUAUAAUUGCAAUAUACAAUAUACUUUUAUCAAAUUUUCUGUUUUAUUAUUACAUACUAUUUUGUAUUUUUGUUAUUUCAGUGGAAAUGUUUGAUGAACAGAUGUUAUUGGAGAUAAACAAUACAUUUUUUUUUGACAUUUUUACAUUGCACAGCAAUGAUGUUUUUAUAACAAU
Osmia bicornis bicornis is the source of this 3600-nucleotide messenger RNA. Its product is annotated as coiled-coil and C2 domain-containing protein 2A-like. Gene Ontology annotation, cellular component: ciliary transition zone. The record is from RefSeq and is a predicted model, not a curated record. The transcript has 6 exons. Gene Ontology annotation, biological process: protein localization to ciliary transition zone; non-motile cilium assembly. Bases 472 to 2859 code for a protein of 795 amino acids. NCBI's taxonomy places the organism in Eukaryota, Metazoa, Arthropoda, Insecta, Hymenoptera, Megachilidae.